AUGGAGGACGCCGGUCGCGCAGUCGAGGCGUGGAACGCCGAUGGCCUUAGGGGAAAAGGCCACUACUUGCGCCACAUCCUGCGAACGCACGACGUAGAUGUGGCGCUUAUUUCCGAAACGCAUCUGCGCCCCACCGAUCGCCCGAGUGCUGCGGGCUACCUCGUCUACUGUGAAAAGCACCUGGCAGCGCUGGUUCGACGGAGAAUUCAUCACCGCGCCAUCCACGCUGUCAACCUAACGGGAAUCCUGACGCUAGGGGUAGAGCUGGAACUGGGUGGCCAGCCAACUAACGUGUUGGCCACUCCUUGGCCCCUCACCACCGGAUUCACACCCCGGACAUGA
This is a messenger RNA of Pieris macdunnoughi, 342 nucleotides long. NCBI's taxonomy places the organism in Eukaryota, Metazoa, Arthropoda, Insecta, Lepidoptera, Pieridae. The record is from the annotation of a GenBank genome assembly.